AUGUGCAAAAGUGACCACUAUUCAAAUGCCUGUCCAAAUUUCAAGGAGAUGCAGGUAAAUCAGCGAUCGGGCUUCAGCAAGCAGAAAAAAUUCUGCAUGAAUGGUCUGCGUAAUGGAAAUUUUGUAGGAAAAUGCAACUCCAAAAAGAGAUGCUUUACAUAUCAUGGUAAACACCAUACACAGCUACACAGAGGGACGAUAAACAAGGAUCAAGAUUCAUCUGUAAAAACCGAUGACGCUACCUCCCUCGUAGACAAGCAAGAGGAGAUUAGUGCACACACAAUGAGUUACAGUACUAGUGAUCUCGGCAAAAGAUCUGGUAUUGUUCUUCUAGGCACAGCACUAGUUCACAUACAUGGCCCACAUGGAAACCUAAUCAUAAUGAGAGCCUUAAUCGAUCCAGCUUCAGAAUGGUCAUUCGUAUCUGAGAAAAUCAUCACAAGCUUGUUACUUCAAGUGCAAAGGGUAAGAGUUAAAGUCACUGGCGUCGGAGCAAACUUCACUAUAAUUGUCAAGAAAGAAACAACUCUCUCAAUCAAAUCUGCACACGACAAGAAAUUUUCCAUGCAAGUGUCAGCUCACGUACUUGAUAAACUAACACAGAUACUUCCCAGGAGGGAAGUAAACGCAUCACUAUGGAGCCACAUCAGGGAUCUCCCACUCGCAGAUCCAAAAUUCAACAAGGCUCAACCAGUCGACUGUCUGCUGGAAGCAGAUGUCUAUUCAACAAUUUUACUACCUGGGAUUUUCAAAGGCGUACCUAGUACUCCUGUUGCCCUGUUGCCCAGAACACUGUCUUUAGUUGGAUACUCAUUGGAGCAGCCAAGGAUGAAGUUUUCACUUCAAAAGUUUUGGGAAAUGGAAGAAAUUUCUCUAAACAGACACUUGACAGAUGAUGAGAAGUUCUGCGGAGACCACUUCUCUAAGACUACAACACGAAACAAGCAAGGUCGAUAUGACGUUAGACCACCUAUAAAGAAGACGUACUUUUUCUAA
Messenger RNA from Copidosoma floridanum, 996 nucleotides. RefSeq lists its product as uncharacterized. NCBI's taxonomy places the organism in Eukaryota, Metazoa, Arthropoda, Insecta, Hymenoptera, Encyrtidae. The record is from RefSeq and is a predicted model, not a curated record.